AUUGGCAGAAACACUAUCUCGCCCCACCAUGACUAUAAGAGUCGCCGUCGCUGCCCUGGGAUUGAAACUCACUUCCACCUAAACUGGAUUUUUCUCACACGUGUGCUUCAUCCUCUGUAGAGCUGUGCAGCUGAUUGCAUCUGCCAGGAGUUAGAAAUGUACUGCUUCGUUCUUCUUCUUGGGCUGAUGGCCCUGGUGGACGCGAAGAAAGAGCCUUGUUUUCAUUUCCCCGGAGAAGCAUACCUCCGCUACGGGCCGGGCAGGUUCAACAUCUCAGAUGAAGCGCGCUACAACCUGACGUUCCGAACAAGUGCGGCCAGCGGAAUAAUACUGUAUGUGGAGGGACCUGACGACUAUGAGGUGCUGUUUCUGAGAAGAGGACGUUUGAUCUACCUUCUGACCAACCCCACCCCGUCGGGAGUGGAAGGUACAUCCGGCGGGCUGUACGAGAGUAAUGCCGCCGUCAACAACAACACAUGGGUCAGGGUGGAGCUGCUGAGGAACUGGGGGCUGAGGAAGAGGAGUCGGGUGGGCACAUCAGGCCGGAACACUCCGCUUCAGACAGGCAUGAUCCUUCACGAUUUGGAGAGAAACACAGAGGAAGUCCAUCUGGACAACCUGAAUCAUCAAGGAGUCCUGCUGCAUCCCGACAUCUACAUUGGCGGCAUCGGAGUUGAUGUGCGGCACAUUCGUCCUGGUUCCUCAGCUGUUACUCCCUUCGUGGGCGAAGUGAAGGACAUGUCAGAAGUCCGCAAUGGCCUGACCUUUGAGUUCCCGUUCUUGAACUACGAGAACCGUGUCAAGGAAUGCGUCGCGUAGGGGCACCUCUGUCUUAUGGCCUCAACUGUUACAACGUACAAUGUGUACAUAGAGUAUGUAAUCAUUUCCAUUUUGUACGCCUGCUUUCAAGCCAUGAUUUCAAGACAGACGAUGGAGUUGACUUGGUUACUUGAAGAUUGAGGCAAACCCCAAAAUGAUUGUUAUUUUGUGUUGUUUCUAGUCCUGUUUGCAGGUACCUUGUAAAGUGACCUAAAGCCUACAAAACGUUUAAUGUCAGAUAACCAGUCGUGAACGUCAUUUACCGUAGGUUAGCAGUAACAGGGAAAAAUGCCAAGUAAGUAUGUUGACAAAAUAUAACUGGCACAAGCUAACAAUGUGUUCACUGUUUUGCAGUUAAGUCCCAUUAUCAAAAUGAUGAAAAGGUACAAAUAAAGAUAAUCUUUUUUUCAUUCUUGCGCUAACAGCUGCACAGAUUACCCAGUGAAACAAUUUUUUUAAAGGAAACUUACUGAGUUUGUCUGUCAUGUAAGGUCUUGCUUACUAUCAUUGUUUUAUUGCAAGUUUUGAUAAUUGUAUUUUAGUAGGAGCUUUGUAAAUGUUCUGUAUGAUUUUAAAAAGUAGACAUUGGCAAUACAGUGAUGUUUUAGUUAUUCUUUUAUGAUUUCUUUCAAUAAAGAAAAGAUGAAAGCACA
This is a messenger RNA of Pomacea canaliculata, 1472 nucleotides long. RefSeq lists its product as uncharacterized. The transcript has 5 exons. Lineage: Eukaryota; Metazoa; Mollusca; Gastropoda; Architaenioglossa; Ampullariidae. Bases 157 to 819 code for a protein of 220 amino acids. The record is from RefSeq and is a predicted model, not a curated record.